ACAGCUUUGAGCUGACAAUGAACAUUUAGGGCUUUUCUUGUAAAUUCUGUAACUUUGUAAAGAAAGGUCGUGUAGAGCUGGGAGACGUCUCAUUUUAAUCAGAAAUGUGCGGGCUAUAAUUAUGCCUCAUUAGGAAAGGUUUUGAUUAUUUUUUAGAAUUUCUCAAAAACUGGUUUUGCAGAAAACAGAGACUUCAAGAGCUAUGCUCUAAAAUUCUUUUAUGCUUUUUACCAGCUCGAUGUGCUCUAUAAAACGAGGUAUGAAUGAAGGAAAUCGGAGUUUGGCACCUGGGGCGAUUCCCUCGUCAGCUCUAUGCAGAAAAGAUACAUGGCUUUCCCAAAGAAGAUGUUCCUCAAUCCUUAACCAUUAUUGAACUUUUUUAGAUCGUGUGAACGGUGUCGUUUCUGAAGUUGAUUUAACUAACCGAGGAAGGAAUGGUAUGGGAAAACAGUAGAUUUAACUUUCCCCGAUGAAGUAGGCUAUAGUUCAUGCAAAAAGGAAAGAAAUAAAAUAGUCAUCUUUCAGAUUCUGUCAUUUAUUGGUUUCUGUAUUAGGCCAAUCACAGCGGAGAAAAAAUGGCUCCAUCUAAUGGUAUUCACAUAAAUCGCGUGUUUCAAAUAGACAACGUCUUUCGGAUAACUAUCUUAAGACUAAUAAACAAGGUAACGCUCGUCUCCACUCGCUCGGUCUCUUGACUGUAUUAAGUUGGAUCUGCGCAAGCGAACGUCCUUUGGCGACUUUUAAAUCGAACACAAUACUCACGCCUCCCUUCGUUCGGCGCUCGCUGGGGGCCUAACUAAGGCAUCUUCUGGAUUUUUGUUCAUUUUUUAUGUAUAAGGUUCGUAGUCUGAUAUUAAUAUAUAAAUCAAGAAUCUCUAGAGGUCUAAACAUGAUUCUGAAUUCAAAACAAUGCUCACGCCUCCCUUCGAUCGACGCUCGCUGGAAACCUACCUAAGACAUCUUCUGGAUUUUUUUCUGUUUUCAUGUGUAACGUUCGUAAACUAAUAUAAAUAGAGCAAAAAUCUCAAAAACAAUGCUCACGCUUCCCUUCUGUCGGCGUUCGCAACCAGUAUAGAUGAGAAACGCUAUGAAUUUCUCUGAUUCCACCAAAAAACCAUCUGAUGUAAUAUCAAGUUAAAAGGUUUUCUGCACAUCCCCUGCAGACCCCAAGGAGGUUGAAAGUAUUUCUAAUCGAUUCGUUAUAAUAGAUUAUCUAUACACUAUCAAUUUUAUUACCCAUAGACCACUUUUUUUGUAUUGUCACAGUUGACUGCUAUCUGGCGACAUCUACCCCCGGCUCACAGAAAACGGUUGCUGAGCUGUUCACUUCUUUGCAUCAGUAAAUGCUUCAGAUGAGCUCUUUGAAUAUUUUCUCUCUUAUUUAAAAAAAAUUUUUUCUACUGUUGUCUCUUGUGAUUCGCUUAUCCAUAGAAUAUCUGACAGCAAUUUUUCCGUAUUUUGCGCACACCAGUGUUUCUAACAUUACGCGUACGCCUUUGUUCCAAAGCGUACGGUACGCGAACUAAAUUGAAAAUACGCUUUGUAUCAACCAAUAGGAAAAGACAGAACGGUAAAAUCCACGAAUUACCACGUUUAUGUACGCGCUGCUCAAAAUUCUCAUUAGAAACCCUGGCGCACACACACACACAAACACACAGACAAUCGUUUUGUAAGAUCCUAUACUAAAGUCAAGGGAAUAUCUGCUACUAGUUGUUUAUUGGUUUUUCAACAUAUUCUUCUUUCAUCGAAGAAGUGUUUAAUGCGAUACGAAACUCGUAAGGUUUUGUGAAAUUUCUACUAAACCACUUCGCCGGUUUCGUAUACUCUGUACAAAACCUUGUAGAAAAAAAUUUUGUUUUCAGGUUUCGUACCAUCUAACAAACCCUCUGAAUUUCAAAAUUUCGCUACAAAACCAUUAAAAGUUUCGAAGCAAUACACCGAACAUUAAUGGUUUAGUAUGGAGCCUUUUCUUUUUAGAGAGUAUGGUGGGUACGUCGCUCUAAGCAUACUUUAAGAGGAGAGCUGAACCCCAAAACUAGUAUUCGCAGCGUGAUUUCCGGAUAUCCAAGGCGUAAUGGGGUGUAGUCUAUGACUCGCAACUGAGAAGCGUCAAAGGAAAAGAGAGGUUGACACUGGCCCAAAGGAAUCUCUGUUAACUCAAUGAAUACCAACGAUUUAGAUGCAUUGAUUCAGGCAUCGGAAAACAUGAAACAAAAUUCACCUUCUUUCACUGUAGUGACAUUGAGAGAGCUUUCUUUUUUAUUAAAAAGUAAACUGAAUGCCACAUGAUAGUUGCCCUAUUCUUUUGACAAAACGGGAAAAGUCAUUUGACAGAAUAAAGAGUAUAUAAUACUGCUACGAAGAACGUUUUAGAUUAAUAAAAAUCCACUUGAACUAUUUAUUUCAAGUUUUCGAUGAGUGCUUCGACCAUCGUCAUGAAACAAUAGGACAAGAAAAAGAAAAUUAGUACUAUUAUAUACGUACCCAAUAAUAGUAAAUCUGCCUGAAACUAGAAAAAGAGAGUGACAACUUGAACACACCGUGAAAACAUGAAUAAAAAGAAAUGUGAUGAAACCAAAUAUACGUGUAUAAAUAAAAGUUAUUCUCUGUGUAUUUUAGCUUGAAAACUCAAGUAUGGACAAAACUCGAGAAUUUGAUGAACUGUUAAAUUCAAUUGAUAGGCUGAUCCAAAAAAAUGCUUCUUCAUUUGAAGUUUAUGAUUUGUGCGAUCGUGUUAAAAGUCGAAUUGAUAACCUAUUUGAAGGGAGAAAUGAUGAACUAUACAAACGUUAUCGUCAUUCCUUUCACGUUAAAAGAUCGGCUUAUUCUCGUCAGGUUGGUAAUGACGAGGAUACAAUUGUUCAUGAAAAAUUAUCAAAAAUAUAUAAACCCGAACAAAGUAAGGAACGAAAUAUAACACCAGAAACGAUACGGUCUGAAAUCCCCUAUAAUGUGCUGGUUACAUGGGAAGACAUUAAAUCUUGUUUAAACCAACUUGUAUUAUUACUGAAAGUGAAUGAUCCAGAAAUCUUAAUUGAACGCAUCGAAAAGUUACAGACAGCUAUCAUUCGAUUAUUAGAAAAUAACAUCCGAUCGUUUGAACAAUACGAGAUAACCCAUAUUAAUUGUUCGGACAUACAAAAGUUAUUACAUGUAGUCAUAGAAGAAAUGAGGAGAGCUGACUUGGACAUGGUAAGUGGAAGUGUAAAAAGUCUGUUAGAAGAGUUUGAAGUGUCCCUUACUGAACUAAUUCAUUGUAUGGAUGAUGGACUAUUAGAUAGACGUGUUAAUUUUGUGAAUUAUAUUCUUUCUGAUAUUCCUACUCUUCAGGCUACAUGUUUCCCUGAUGCAGCUUCUCUUACAAAAGAGCGAAUCGAAUCGAUUCACAUACAAUGGAUAAAGUUUUUUCAUCCGGAUAGAAACAAAAGUUAUGAGCCCUUGUUUAACGAACUAACAAAAUAUCUUAACAGUGAACGAGAUUUGCUGUUAAAUAAUAUCACACAAGAAAUUGGCGAUUCCUAUAUAGUUGAAUAUUAUUGUAACGAGGGUCUUACUCUGUGGGAGAAAGCAGUUGAUUACACACAUAUAUUAAACAACAGAAAAUCGAAUUUGAAACAUUUAACACCGGAAAUGUAUGAAAAUUUAACUGAA
Molecule: messenger RNA, 3651 nt
Organism: Didymodactylos carnosus
Lineage: Eukaryota; Metazoa; Rotifera; Eurotatoria; Philodinida; Philodinidae
Source: the annotation of a GenBank genome assembly